Molecule: messenger RNA, 705 nt
Organism: Saccharomyces kudriavzevii IFO 1802
Lineage: Eukaryota; Fungi; Ascomycota; Saccharomycetes; Saccharomycetales; Saccharomycetaceae
Gene: PRE5
Product: proteasome core particle subunit alpha 6
Exons: 1
Coding region: 1-705 (234 amino acids)
Biological process (GO): ubiquitin-dependent protein catabolic process
Cellular component (GO): proteasome core complex; nucleus; proteasome core complex, alpha-subunit complex
Source: RefSeq, a predicted model, not a curated record
AUGUUUAGAAACAAUUACGACGGGGAUACAGUCACUUUUUCACCUACGGGCCGUCUUUUCCAGGUAGAAUACGCCUUGGAAGCCAUCAAACAAGGGAGCGUCACUGUGGGGUUACGUUCUAACACUCAUGCUGUUUUGGUAGCGUUGAAAAGAAAUGCGGACGAAUUGUCAUCAUACCAGAAAAAAAUCAUCAAAUGUGACGAGCACAUGGGGCUCUCGUUGGCUGGUUUGGCUCCAGAUGCCAGAGUUUUAAGCAAUUAUUUGAGACAGCAAUGUAAUUAUUCCAGUUUGGUCUUCAACAGGAAGCUCGCCGUCGAGAGAGCAGGCCAUUUGCUUUGCGAUAAAGCGCAGAAGAACACACAGUCCUACGGCGGUAGACCCUAUGGUGUUGGUUUGUUGAUCAUCGGGUAUGACAAGAGCGGUGCCCAUCUUCUAGAAUUUCAACCUUCUGGGAAUGUCAUGGAGCUAUACGGUACAUCUAUCGGUGCAAGAAGCCAAGGAGCAAAGACCUAUCUGGAGAGGACCUUGGACACGUUCAUAAAAAUUGACGGGAACCCGGAUGAACUUAUCAAAGCCGGCGUCGAGGCCAUCAGUCAGUCACUAAGGGACGAAUCCCUUACUGUGGACAACCUUUCAAUUGCCGUCGUGGGCGAGGAUUUGCCUUUCACGAUUUAUGAUGGAGAGGCUGUUGCUAAAUACAUUUAG